CCUCAAUAUCCUCUAAUGAUAAGUCACUAAGGGACUUACUCAUCCCCUUUUUAUACCCAGUUUGGAAAGUAAGAAUUAAAGAAGUGCUCCUGUUUCGUAGUGAGGAAAAGAACUGGAGUAUCUAUCUGCUUGACCCACUCUCAUCUGCAACCGGUGAGCCAAGAGACCAAGCAGCUGAACAGGAAAGAAACUGGCUUCCUCCUGCGAAGCCUUGCAUAAGCAAAUACACCUCAUGAGCGAUGAACUUGAACAACAGGCCCAAACUGGGAGUCAAGCAGCAGUGGACAUGCCGGGAUUCUUAAGUGCCCACUAAGACGGCUGCAGAGAGAAGAAGCCGGAGAGGGCGAGACUGGCCGGGGCGGAGAAAGGCGGGCGCGCGUGGGCGCCAGGGAAUAGGCGAUGUCCACCGGCUCGGUGAGUGACCCCGAAGACACGGAGAUGCGGGGGCUGCAGCGGGUCUACCCGGCCCCCGCCUCCAAGAGGCCACCCCUGCUCCGCCCGGAGCGCAGUUACGCCUCGCCCAGCGACAACUCUUCGGCGGAGGAGGAGGACCCCGACGGCGAAGAGGAGCCGGGCACCGUGGGAGCCGCGGGAGGCUGCAAGAGAAAGCGGCCCCGUGGGGCUGACGCCAGCGGCGCAGGUGGCGGUGCGGGCAGCACCGGGAAGAAGGCGCUCCCGCCCAAGGGCUCGGCCGCCGAGUGCAAGCAGUCACAGCGGAACGCGGCCAACGCCCGCGAACGCGCCCGGAUGCGCGUGCUGAGCAAAGCUUUCUCCAGACUCAAGACCAGCCUGCCUUGGGUGCCGCCGGACACCAAGCUUUCCAAACUGGACACGCUGCGUUUGGCUUCCAGCUACAUCGCGCACCUGCGCCAGCUGCUGCAGGAGGACCGCUACGAGGAUAGCUAUGUGCACCCCGUGAACCUGGUAGGGAUGCUGCGCGUGAGGCCCGGGGACAGGAGGUUUCUGGAACCGGUGACGUGGCCAUUCGUGGUCUCUGGACGCCCAGACUCUGAUACCAAAGAUGUUUCUGCAGCCAACAGGCUUUGUGGAACUUCAGCUUAGAUGGACAGCAACACUGCUGGAUGGAUUGUGUUAAAUGCAAAGGACUGGGCCAAGGAAGUCCCAUCGAUUCCGGACCUUCUCCUUUCCCUGUGUUUGUGAACAAGACAGGUGACAAGUGUGGUUGCCCUCCUGGAACACAGGUGGCCAUGGCUACUUGAAUCAGUUCAAAAACCUGUAGCCAAAGAGAGCCCAGUUUUGGGGAAAGGGGAUAUCUGGGGAUUCAGCUCCUUCCCACCCACACUGUCCCUGAAGUCUUUUCUUACUGCCUAUUUGGGGAUACACACUUCACCCCUGUAAUCAGGUCACCAUGCCACAGCACAGCUUCUGUUUUUCCAGGGUUGCACUGUUCUUCCUGGUCCAAGGACUGCACAUGAUGGGCAGCUGGGGCUGGGGCUGGGGCUGGGGCUGGAGCUGGUCUCUAUUAUACUGGUUUCUACCCAGUGCAUGGUGCUUAGUGGUCCUGGCAAUGCUGCAGUACCAUGGUAACUAACAUAUGUAAAUAAAUUUAUUUUUUUAUGAACAAAA
This is a messenger RNA of Rattus norvegicus (Norway rat), 1587 nucleotides long. RefSeq names its product musculin (gene Msc). Gene Ontology annotation, cellular component: nucleoplasm; nucleus. The record is from RefSeq and is a predicted model, not a curated record. NCBI's taxonomy places the organism in Eukaryota, Metazoa, Chordata, Mammalia, Rodentia, Muridae. Gene Ontology annotation, molecular function: protein dimerization activity; sequence-specific double-stranded DNA binding; RNA polymerase II cis-regulatory region sequence-specific DNA binding.